AUGCGGCGCUCGUUCGUCGUGGCACCAGUAGUCGCAACUGCGUGUUCGUUAAGCACACCCAUACGAACCAUCAUCGCUUGUAAAGGUAUUGUGGAGAAUCGGAUCACGAAACACUAUUCGAACCGCACCGUAGAGGAGGCUAAGGCGGCACGCGAAGCACAGAUAGCAAAGGCGAAACACCCAAACCCACGCAACCGUAAGGAGGAGCUCAGUCAUUUAACGCAUCACUGUAGUUAUGAGUAUGUACCAGAGUUUCAACGCUGGGCAAAUGACAUGCUUGCGGUUUACAGUGAUCCGCACGGGUAUGGUCACGACAUGGCGUACCAUUACCAUCGAAUCUGGAAGGCAAAGAGUCCGACACGGAGGGGCAUUGAAGACGGUAGUGGUGCAUUCGAUGUGUGCAAAAUACAUCCGAAGUAG
Messenger RNA from Trypanosoma brucei brucei TREU927, 420 nucleotides. RefSeq lists its product as hypothetical. Lineage: Eukaryota; Euglenozoa; Kinetoplastea; Trypanosomatida; Trypanosomatidae. The coding region runs from base 1 to 420 and encodes 139 amino acids. The transcript has a single exon. The record is from RefSeq and is a predicted model, not a curated record.